CUGAGGCGCGUGGUGGAGACACAAGCCGCUACAAACAGGUUGAAUCCACCCCGUUCCGCCUUGUGAUCAUGUGGUAAUGCAGGAAGAGAUCCACUGUGGAUAAUUUUAGACCUGAAAUUUUCCGAUCUCUACUAAACAAACGUUAAAAGGCAGCCCCGGGUCAUAACUCUGGUCGGGUGCAUGACGGUUACUGCUGUUUCUCCAAAGGGCUCCACCAAAACCACAGCUGCAGCCUCCUAAAGAUCUACAGGCCCCUCCUCCUCCUCCUCUCAGGCUCCACCCCCUUCACAUUAUCGCACCAUGAAUCAGGAGUUACUACAGAAGUUGCGUUUGCCAGAUCUGGAUGAGAUCGGCCAGUACCUGCGCUCCUUCUCCACUCCGGCUCUCGUCAGCGUUGGUGCCGUUGCCAUGGCGUACUUUCUGGCUACACGCUCCAAGCCCCUCCCACCGGCCUGCGACCUCCAGAAGCAAUCUGUAGAAGUGAAGGGAGGAGGUCUGGCUCGGCGCUCUGUGCUUUCUGAUGGAGAUGAGCCCAUGACACAUUUUUACAAUGAUGCUAAAACCAUGUACGAGUUCCUCCUCAGAGGGGCUCGCGUCUCAAAUAAUGGUCCAUGUUUGGGCUCCAGAAAACCCAAGCAGCCAUAUGAAUGGCUCUCCUACAAAGAGGUUAUCCAGCGGAGUGAAAACCUGGGAUCAGCCUUUCUGCACAAAGGACACUCGAAAACUAAAGACCCGUACAUUGGAAUCUUCUCCCAAAACAAACCGGAGUGGACUCUGACAGAGCUGGCCUGCUACACAUACUCUCUGGUGUCUGUGCCUCUUUACGACACUCUGGGAACAGAAGCUAUCUCCUACAUCAUCGAGAAAGCCUCCCUCUCCACCAUAAUCUGUGACGUGGAGGAGAAAGUGAACAUGGUGCUGGAGUGUGUGGGUGAUAAAACUCACUCUGUGAAAACCAUUGUCCUGAUGCAGACGCCCAGUCAAGACCUCAUCAAGAAGGGACAAGAUGCAGACAUCGAGAUCGUCAGUCUGCAAGAGAUGGAGGCAAUUGGCAAAGCCCAUCACCACUCCCCAGUGCCUCCAAAGCCUGACGACAUGGCCAUCAUUUGUUUCACAAGUGGAACUACAGGAAACCCAAAGGGAGCGAUGUUGACCCACUGCAAUAUUGUGUCCAACUGCUCAGCUUUUAUCAGAACUACACAGAGCUCCGCUCCCCUUUCUCCUAGUGACACCCAUGUAUCGUACCUCCCUCUGGCUCACAUGUUUGAGAGAGUCGUCCAGGGUGUGAUGUUGGUGCACGGGGCAAAGAUCGGCUUCUUUCAAGGAGACAUUCGUUUGCUGAUGGACGACCUGGCCACUUUAAAACCCACUGUGUUCCCUGUGGUUCCCAGACUGCUCAACAGAAUGUAUGACAAGAUCUUUGGUCAGGCUAACUCUACCCUGAAGCGGUGGAUUUUGGGGUUUGCAUACCGAAGGAAAGAGGCGGAGCUUCAGAGGGGCGUCAUGAGGAGAGACAGUAUCUGGGACCGGCUCAUCUUUAGAAAAGUCCAGGCCAGUAUGGGCGGGUGCGUGCGCCUCAUGUUGAUCGGGGCAGCUCCAGUGUCUCCCACAGUGCUCACCUUCAUCAGAGCAGCUAUGGGCUGUCAGUUUUAUGAAGGAUAUGGACAGACAGAGUGCACAGCUGGUUGCACACUAACCAUGCCUGGAGACUGGUCUGCUGGUCACGUUGGCGCUCCUCUUCCCUGUAACACUGUGAAGCUUGUUGACGUUGCUGAGAUGAACUAUUUGGCUGCGAAUGGAGAAGGAGAGAUCUGUGUAAAAGGAGCCAAUGUCUUUAAAGGAUACCUGAAAGACCCGGAGAAAACCAAAGAGACGAUCGAUGAAGAAGGCUGGGUUCACACUGGAGACAUCGGAAAAUGGCUUCCAAACGGGACACUGAAGAUCGUGGACAGAAAGAAACACAUUUUCAAACUGGCUCAGGGAGAAUACAUCGCUCCAGAGAAGAUUGAAAAUAUUUAUGUUAGAAGUGAUGCUUUGGCUCAAGUGUUCGUCCAUGGAGACAGUCUGCAGUCCUGUUUAGUCGCUGUGGUGGUUCCAGACCCAGACUUCCUUCGUAACUGGACCAAGAGGACCCUGGGACUGGAGGGGACCUAUCUGGACUUAUGUAGCAAAAAGGAAGUCAAAGCAGCCAUCUUGGAGGACAUGUUGCGAUUGGGCAAAGAAGGAGGUCUGAAAUCAUUUGAGCAGGUGAAGUUGAUCCACAUCCACACGGAGCUGUUCUCGAUUGAAAACGGGCUCCUGACUCCAACCAUGAAAGCGAAAAGAAACGAACUGCGUCAGUGCUUCAGGGACCAGAUCGACCAGCUCUACACCCAAAUAAACCAGUAGCCAAAGAUCUCUCAUACAAGAUCAUCGGAAGCAACAAGGAGGGCUGUUUUUAACUCUGAACCAAGGAGAAGAUGGUAGCAAAAUGUACAGGGAAAGUUUAGCUUUUUUCCAACUAUCAAAGCCUUUUAACCAAUGAAUUACAAGCUCAGUACAAUGGCUUAUUUUAAAGGUAAAUGAUGUAACUUUUCUGAUGGAGAUACGCUUGUCUCCAUGGAGAUGUUAAAGCCAUGCCUGGAGUGUUCCACAGUAUGGUAUUAAACUUUGACUUAUUUAAUUAGAGGUAUUUUAUUGCUAAGAAAUACGUUCAGUUUCAUACUGUGGAACAUAAGACAAAGCUAAGAUGUCUCCACAGGAACAAGCAGGUGGCAGACCCUCCACCAGAAAUGUUACAUAGUGCAGCUUUAACUGGACAAAACUGGAAACGUGUGAAGUCAAAUAUGUGGAUCUCAGGCCAUGAGGCUUUUUUCAGGUAGUAUUUCAGUUUUAAGGCUCAAAACGAAGUAAUGUAAUGAUGACGUAUGGGUGAUACUUAAAUUUCAAACCAUUUCAAUACCGAGGCAAAUGGUUGAUACUCUAUUCCACCUUUUAUACCACAAAUAUGAUAUUAAACUUUCUAGAGCCUAUAGUAUUCAAUAUUUAAAUACAAAGUAAUACAAAGUUUCCCUCUUGUUCCGAUAAAGAUCAAGACCAUUGUACAACUAUUCAGGAAAGGUCAAACUGUUUAUUUCUCUGCAUCCUGUAUCUAGUUAUAAUACUAGUUGUUAAUAUCUGAAUGGAUAUUUUUGUACAGCCAUAGGCCGGUGGUGAAUGAGUGGCAGCUUGCACUCACCUCACAGCAAGAAGGUUCCAUGUUCAACUCCUGGGCCUUUCCGUGUGGAGUUUGCAUGUUCUCCCUGUGUCUGGGUGGGGUUUCUAGUUUCUUCCAUUAACCCAAAACAUGCACACCUGGUCAAAUGCUCCAGUCCUGACCAAGACCAGCUCAAGAUCUGGAGAUGGGCCUCACUGCUCCUGACAGAUUUAACCUAGAAAUGCAGAGUCAAAUUUCCUUCCAGGGACAGUACAGUGUAUCUUUACAUGUCCACAUAAUUCAGAACAGAUUUUUUGUACACAACAUCACAGCUUGCAGACUGGACUGAGACGUUGUGUACGAAAACGAUACGAGGUGCACUAUGUAACUUUUUGGUUAGAGGUCCAUCACCUGCUCGUUUCUAUGAAUAUGUCAUUUCUCUGGAAUGUUGCACAGUGUGACAUUAAACACCGAUACCUUACAUGUAUUCAAUUGCAGGUGGUUUUAUAACUCUAAAAUACCUGCGAGUUGGGUCGCCUCUCCACAGAUCUGACCUGUAACUCGGUCUGGUCUCCAUGCAGAUAGAAAAGUUUAAUACCGUACUGUGAAACAUUCCAGACAAAGCAACAACAUCUCCAUGGAGAAAAGCAUUUGACAGACCCCCGCCAGAGACGUUGCACAAUCCACCUUUAAAAUAAGGCUAAAAACAAUAGCUGUGUAGUGUAAGUGUAAGGUCAUCUUUGUGAAGGAACCUUUUAAAGAAAACAACUGAAGGAAACCAUCAGUAAGGUUAUGUUAAUCCUAAUGGUGCUGUACUAGUUGAUCUAUUUUAAAUACAGAAGGCAUGAUGUCAUCGUUUUACAUGGUGUCAGUUUGUGAAGUCUUGGUUUGAAUAAGCUUUAGUUUGUUAGUAUAGUGAAUUGAGCCAUAUUGAAGAAACUAAAUACAAUUUUCUGUAGUGUCCUUCAAACCUCAACUAAUUACAAUUUUAUUUUUCUUGCCACAACUUCAGGAUAAGAGUUUCUCAUUAAAACGUAUGCAUUGAAAAGGUUCAGGGAAGGUUUUAUUUUAUUUUUUACAUCUUUACCAAUGAUCAGAAAGCUCAAUACGACAUUUAACUACAGGGAUAAAACAUAUUUAUUUAUAAGAGGUGAUACAAUGAGAUUAAGUGAAAAUUAUUUUAAUGAACACCUAAAUAUUCACGCCAAAAUGAGAUGAAAUUAAAUGAGGUUUUAAUGUAAUAGACUUGUUUUUAUGAUUGUUGUUCUAAUUUUGUUUUAAAAAAAUAAAUAAUUGUUUUCUCAACA
Messenger RNA from Boleophthalmus pectinirostris (great blue-spotted mudskipper), 4482 nucleotides. Its product is annotated as long-chain-fatty-acid--CoA ligase 1-like. Gene Ontology annotation, biological process: long-chain fatty-acyl-CoA biosynthetic process; long-chain fatty acid metabolic process; very long-chain fatty acid metabolic process. Gene Ontology annotation, molecular function: arachidonate-CoA ligase activity. The transcript has 23 exons. Bases 301 to 2388 code for a protein of 695 amino acids. Lineage: Eukaryota; Metazoa; Chordata; Actinopteri; Gobiiformes; Gobiidae. Gene Ontology annotation, cellular component: membrane; endoplasmic reticulum. The record is from RefSeq and is a predicted model, not a curated record.